CAAUCACACCUCGUUCGAAACGUCAAGGAUCAACAACAUGGCGGAACAAGUCCUUCCGUCUCUCUCCAUCUCCCCCACUCGCUGUCGUAAUUCAGCGGAUAUUUCACACCCGGUUCGAUGUUCGAUCACUUCCUAAUCCGUGGGAUAACGCAGAUUAAACUCUCACCUCGUACUACGUAAUCCGCGCAGAAAAAAAAAACAUCCCCAUUGACGCUUCUUUCUCUCGAGAGAGCGAUGUACGAGUGACAUGGCGUAAAAAAAAAAGCUUCUCUUUGCACAACGCGUUAUUUGGACUCGCUGGCGACGAUGCACGCUCCGGAUAAAACGUGUCUGUGCUGUGCGCGUUGCCACCUUUCGCCAGAGCUGCUGUCACAGGAGCACGAGGAGGAGCACGCGAGGAGGCGAGGAUUAUGAGCAUCGCAUGUCGACGACCGUCCACGAGAGGAACGUCUCGUUGCUUCCCUCGCCGAGAAUGACUUAGGCCAGCUCGUCGAAAACGAAGACUCCCCUCCGGUAUACGCGAUGCGGAACUUACAUUGGGCAUGCUGGCUGUUUUGGGUGGGUCUACCGAUGCUCGCAGCCUACCCUGUACCCACCUCAAUCGCCGCGGGUUCACCGCGCACUCAUGCUUCUUGGGAACACUACUGGCGUUAUGCGAUUGCUCUGUCAAGCGUCACCGCCACAGCAUUAACUUUGGCUGGCUGCCUCUGUUGUCAGAGGCAUAGAAGACCAAAGGGAUUCAAGGACAAAGCAGAGAAAUACAAUCAGGAAUUCAAAGAUGGGAGCAGUAUAGAACAGGAAAGCACCUUUGGUCGAUCUGUUGAAGGAUUGGAAUUGGAUGCCUCCAGGACAUUAGCUGCUUCCGAGAGAGUCCAAUUUGAACCUUUACCAGUUGACUCGAUCGUAUCUGGAACAAGAAGCCCUCCGAAAGCUAAAGCAAUACCUCUAUCGACGCCACGUAACGAGGAUCAAGAUACGGAUCGUUCUAUUCUACAAGAGCCAUGUAGCGAAUGGUUUAAUUCCAAUGAACUUUACGUACCAAGAGAAAAACUCAAGUAUCUUAGAGAAAUAGGUCAUGGAUGGUUCGGCAAGGUUGUUGAAGGUCGGGCAGAUUUGGAACAGUCGAAAGGAAUCUCGAAAUCGGGUGGUGUCGUCGUGAGAAUUCUCACCGAGGAGGCUACCACUAGAGAAAAAGCCUGGUUUCUCGGUGAGGCCACGCCGUACUUGAAACUACGUCAUCAGAAUGUUUUAGCUCUGCUCGGUUUCUGCUUGGAAACUGAUCCGUAUCUUCUAUUGUUCGAGUCGUGUCCAGCUGGCGAUUUGAAAGGCUUCUUGUUGUCAAAUUGCGACACCACGUCAAGAGACGCACUUACCAAGGAAAAUGUUCCAAUUCGAAUCGCGAUAGAAAUCGCGGCCGGUUUGAAACACAUGCACAGUCACGGCUUCGCACAUACGGAUCUUUCGGCGAGGAACUGUCUAAUCGCUCCGGAUUUAUCAGCCAAGUUGGGAGAUUAUGGUACCGGAGUCGAGAAAUAUCCCGAGGAUUAUUAUAUAAUAGGAGAUCGAGCUUUACCCAUCAGAUGGUCCGCGCCGGAGAGCUUAAAUUGUACAGAUACCACGAUCGAGACACAAGAGAUCACAUUGAAAGCCAAUAUGUGGAGUUACGCGGUUCUCUUGUGGGAGAUCAUCAGUUGGGGCGAGAGGCCAUACAACGAUAUGAACGACGAACAAGUCAUUCAGAUGAUUCUAUCUCUGAAGAAACAAGUCUCGCCAAAUGGUACGCGACUCUUGCAAAGCUAUCUCGUUAAUUGUUCGUCGAAUAUAUGUCAAGUGACUCGCUUGUGUUUGAAUGUCAAUGCGAAAGACAGACCCUCCUUGGAUGAUGUGAGACAAAUUCUUCUGAACGAACAUUCGGUGCAUGUGGAUUUCGAACAACGCUGGGAGAGUUUGCGCCAGAAUGCUUGCGGCAAGCAGCACGUACGAAGUGCCAGUUUGCAAGACUUACGCGGAAGCAUCGAUUCCGACUAUUGGACUCACAUCGUGGACGACGUGCCGGCAACAGACAUGUUGCAGCAGUCCUCGUUUCGUCUCGGACCAGACGAACAGGUGAGAAACAUCCCGGGGAUGAAGAACUCCGCGAUGUUUCAGGAAUCCGGCUCGGAAACCGAGGAGGAGAGCUGGAAGGGUCGAGUCGAAAAGGGUGUUUACACGGAAAAAGUGAAGCAAAAGUCCAAGUCCGUGACGGAUCUUAUGGUCCUCGUUCACAUCGAUCCCGAUUCUGAUGCGGAGUGGUCAAUGGGAGCGCAAAACUCGUCGGAGAAAAACGUCAAGAAGAAGUUAUCCACGACCGGUAGCGACAGCGAUCUAAGACACACCGUUCCCGCGGACGAGUUCGACGAGGCACUGAAGAAGUUACGGGAUCCACUACCGAAUAAUAACAAUAACGUCGCUAAUAAAGUUAGAUCGUUGGAAAAUUUAGAGCGACCGAAACUCUUGACUCUUACUAUGGAUCAGGGUCAUACGCCGAUCUUACGGUUAUUUUUGGACGACGCGGGAAAAACUCCUGAAGGCAACAACGACACCCUGUCCGAGAUGAACGCGGAUAACGCGCAGCGCAGUGAAAAACACGUAUUGAGACUCUUGUCGAAAGGAGAUCCGGAUCUUCCUCUUCUUCGCUAUGUACCUGACCAAACAUCCUUCGUCGAGGAAGACGCGGAAAGGAAAGAAGAGACCGAUAUACCGUUCGUUAAUAAAGAGACAAUCCACGAUGAUAUUUCCGAUCGUUUCUCGAGUAACAUCGAGACCGACCAACACAAUACGGUGGACGUUUUGCUCUGGAAUCACGCGUUAGACUCCGCUUUGGAGCACAAGGUACCCGGUUUCUCGGACGAAGCGGAAUUUAACGAGUACGUAGAAUCGGCAUCGACUGAACAAGGUAAUAAUGCACCGGAAUUAACCGUGACCGCCGUAUCUACGCCGGAUGCAUCGAACUUUUGUAACGUCUAUUCGAUUUAUAGUACCGAUGAUCAUUUUUCUACAGCGGAGAACGCGCAGGUGGAGCAAAAACUAUUGCCAGACGACGAUGAGGAGCGAAAGCAACUGUCGACGCCGGAUGAUGAGCAGAGCUCCGAUUCGGGAUUUCGGGACAAGGAGUCUUGCGAGGAAGAGGAAGCGACUUGUCUGCCGACGUCUGGCAACCUCUUGCCUUCGGCCAAUAACGCCGCUACUUCCGGAUCGUUCUACACCGAAGAGGAGCCAUUCCAGAUUCUACUCGAGCUAGAUACUAUUCUCGACGCGGAAUAUUACGCUACUGCCGGCCCUGAAAGUAUAACAGAGGGUACAAUUUCUAUUCCCGGCGUUGACAAGAGCUUGUCGCCUUCGAAAGGAAAUGUCUCGAAUCAUAUCUCCACGAAUGUGAAUGAAUUGAAUGUAGAGGAAGAACAAGUUGACGAAUUGACACAAACGGUCGAUACGAAGGAGAAAUCAAACACGAUAAAAAAUAUCGAGACGAUGGAAAAAAAGAAUAUAACUUAUGAAACUCAAGGAUCUAAGGCUGAAGAUGACGCUCAUCGAUCGUACGAUUCGGAAACGGAAGUCUCUUUAAAAACGGACGCGAAUACUAUUUAUUCUCAACGAGACGAACAAUGCUCGCAGGGGGAUUGUGAAAACGAGGAUGAAGACAGUUCCACAGUGAGUUUACGUAGCGACAAUUCGUAUGUGUCGUUCAACAUGGAGGAGGAAUUUGUAACUGCGAUUCGUAAUGAACUCAGGGAAAAAUUGCCACAGGCUCAGAUGCAGAUCGUAGAAUCUUUGGAAGCUCACGAUGACGAAGGCUCAACCGUCUCCAGCGAUAUGUACAGUAAACGAUGGGACGACGAGGAUGCUGAAGAUUCAACCGAUCAAAUGGGCGGAGGUGUAGAUAUCUCGAUCAGAUACAAUGUAUACGGAACGCCGCUUAGUCCCAUCUUAGAGGAGCGAGAGAGCACUGUCACUUCUGAGUCUUUAAUAUCAAAUUCCAGGGAAGCGUCGAUCGUUUCGAGAGACUCGGUACCGUCCGAGGAUGUGUUAUUAGUCGACACGCGUACCAACGAAAUGAUAUUAUUGGAAGGACUGGCAGAGCGAUUACAGGAAGAAGAUCGGGACACCACGAAUGGUGAUUUGUCCGAGGAGGAAAAUUUAGAUUAUACUUGUUCGAUGACGCGUCCAUUAGAGGAUAAGUCGCGUGGAAUCAUGAAAGCGAGCGGAGGCGCACCAUUACCAAGUCCUGAGGAAGAAUCUAAAUGGCAACAAUUGCCUUCGUCCUUUCCAUUGCCUCUUCCUUUACCCUUGCAAGACGAUCUAAUGUCGACGAGUUUCGCCGAGCUUGAAUGUUGCAGUCAAGAUGAAGAUGAAGAAGAGGAAGAAGGAGAGGAAGAAGAGGAAGAUGAAGAGGGAGAAGAGGAAGACGAGGACAACAGUUCCAGUUCCGGUGAAUUUGUGUGGAAGAGAUACAACGAACCGCAUAUCGAACAGAUACGGAUCAAAAGUACCACCACGAACGAAGAUGACGAAGCGACGAGUACGGUGGUGAAUACCGAAUUGGAAGAGGAGUUGGGUGUCGAUGAAGAUGAAGAAGAAGAGGAAGAGUUUACGCCUUCGGCCUGGAAUGCCGCUUUAGCACCUCAUCGAUCGGCAUUGAGGUCUCCGGACAAAACGUUAAAAUCUGGGGAUCAGAAAAAGAGCGUAUGGUUCAAGAAGCAACGAUACCACUGUGUGUAUGAGUACCCGAAAGAAACACCACCUGUGGACAAUCAGGCAGACGUUACCACUAAUUCAGAACCAACAUCGUAUUCUGAUUGGGAAGAAAUGAUCAAUGAGCCGCGAUUAGAUAUGUAUCCUUUAAAUUACGACGAUGCCAAUCAUGCUGGAAACGAUGAGUUUUUUGUUACCAGUUCGAAUCGACCCUUUCAGUUUCAAACUGGCGAGAGUAGGUGCGUCAGCCAAUUUUUUCCCGGCGCGAAUGCGACUUUAUUGUCUGAUGAACGGGAUGAAACGGAUAGCUGUCAACAAGAGCCGCACCAGAAUAACAUUGAUUUCACCAACGAUUAUGAUCAAUGUCAACAGCAUCAACUAGGAGAGUUAAGACAUACGAGGGAUCGUUUGAAAUUAAAUCUAGUAUCAUCGAAUAGUAUACCGUCCGUUCCGUUCGUUCCUGCAAAACAGCCGCACGCGGAGCAGUUAGACAUUAAAGAGAAUCAUGAAUUGGAACUUGAGAACGUCAUCGCGCAAGACCAAUGUAUCGUAACGAGUGAUGAUAACACGUUGCCAAAGGUGCCUCACGAAGAUGUCCAGCCUGAUUCAUCUUCUACAAGAAAUUUUCAGCGCGAUAGCUGGGAAACUCUGGGAACCACCGAGAAGUGAAGUGUUUCAAUUCGUGUUACAAUGAAACCUACCUACAAUGAAACUAAAGUCUGUGUUGUGUUUUAAGAAAGAAACAAUUUAGUCCGUCCGAAACAAUCUCGUGAAAAUGUCUCGUUGAUUUUCAUUAACGCAUUCGAUGAAGUUAUCACCGAUGAUACCGAGAUUACUCUAUCAUCGUGUGACACGAACAAAUGUAUAUAAUUUGAGGAGGAUGUAGCAGGUAUUAUUCGCGGCUACAGGUCAAUCGGUUGUCUAGUGGAUUUUGUUAGCGCGGAGUUGUUAUAGUUGUACUCUAUGUAUAGUAAGUACGGAAAAAGCGUGUCAAUAUAUAAAUAAUUGCGGCUUUACUGUCAUUAAAGAAGCUUCCUAUUCGCAUGUGAUGGUCUAAUAAUCGUGAUAGAACAAACAAGUAAUGACAGAGGGACACUGUAUAAAAAAAAUGGACACAAGUAUUAACUCUAGACAAUCGAUUCGUAGAAAAGCUACAUCAAAGAAUUGCGAUAAACAAUUCGUUAUACGUGUAAAUAGUUAUUGUUUAUAGCGUAAUCGUUAAACGAGCAGUAGUGCCUAUGUAGAACGACACGAUUAUUUUUGCGAUUAUCUAUAAGAGACAUAUAACCGUCUUUCGCGUUAUCUUUUCUUUUUUUGUCCUUUACCGAUACUCAUUAUCACACGAUAUUUCUCGAUAUUAAAUAUUAUUAACAAAUCCGCUCUCUAUUGUGAAAAUAUUGUAUAGCUGGAUAUACAGGAUAUAUCAUCCUACUUAUAAAGACUCUUGUCUUGAGAA
Camponotus floridanus (Florida carpenter ant) is the source of this 6187-nucleotide messenger RNA. RefSeq lists its product as uncharacterized. Lineage: Eukaryota; Metazoa; Arthropoda; Insecta; Hymenoptera; Formicidae. The transcript has 9 exons. Gene Ontology annotation, molecular function: protein kinase activity; ATP binding. Gene Ontology annotation, biological process: protein phosphorylation. Bases 523 to 5400 code for a protein of 1625 amino acids. The record is from RefSeq and is a predicted model, not a curated record.